Rotaria sp. Silwood2 is the source of this 2820-nucleotide messenger RNA. The record is from the annotation of a GenBank genome assembly. NCBI's taxonomy places the organism in Eukaryota, Metazoa, Rotifera, Eurotatoria, Philodinida, Philodinidae.
AUGGAAGAGAUUAGGCAGAAGAAUUUCUCGUCGGUACUUGAUAAUCUUAUUAAAGAAGAGUUUUAUGAUGAAUUAUUAGAUCGAAAUUUGACUUUUAAAAACGACUUUUCAUACGAUGUUGUGUUGACAUUAUCUGAUUUGAGCAAAAGUCUUGGAGUGAAAGAAGCGAAUUGUGAUGAUAUUAAACAAUUGAAUGUUACUGAAAAAUUGGGCAUCUAUCCACCACUGAAAAUCAAUUUUCGCGAUUGGAUUAUCUUUAAUGCACGUAAACAAGAAUUGGAAAUUGUUUAUGGUAUUCUAGUUGAAGAAUUGCGUCAUCUAAUCAAAUGUGAUCCAAAUAAGCCGAGCAAAGCGAAAGAAUUAGCACGCUCAUAUAUUAUUAACGCUUUUUCAAUGUGCGAUGCGCAAGGAACACCUGCUCGUCAUGUUGAUUUACAUGGUUUUCAUGGAUCAUUUACGCCUGAUUUCUAUCCACGUAGAUUUGCUCUUAAAGAUUCGAUUUAUUCUCAACGACUCGAUAUUCUUGCUGCACUCAUUGCUCAUAUCAUUGAUCGUUAUCAAACAUGCUUACCUCCGAUUAGAUAUUGUGAGUUUUCGAUUAGCAUCAAUGAUCUCUCUCGGCCAUGGGUGUUCGAUGUACUUCGAAGUGUUCGAGUCUAUGACGAGACGGCAAGAUUACGGGGUCAAAUGCAUGAAAAAAAUCGUACAUAUAUACCAACAAAUGAAUUAAGUUCUUUUUCACAGUUAGUUCUCAAUGAUCAUUUUGCUCAUCUCGAAUUUGCUUUCAUCGGACCAGAAUCUGACAAUAGCGAAAAUAUUCGUCCUACAAUAUCUAAGAUGACCUAUAAGUUUCUGGCUGGUUUUGAUCGUCAAAAAAUCAAAACACCUCUAUUUAAAAAUACAAAUGAAGCUCUUCGUUUCUUGCUUGAAUAUCCACAACAAGCAAUUCUGCUAAUGUUACGGGAAAUCAUAGAUAGCAAGAAAGAAUCGUCUAAGUCAACAAGAAACGCUUCAGAACAGCCAACAACAACUACAGACAAAGAAGGUAUAUUUAGUGAUUUUUUGGAAAAACUUAAGAAGCUCGAGAAUAAUGCUAUUGGGAUGCCCGGUUUUUAUGAUUGGGUAGUCGGAUUAGAUCUGUUUGGUGACGAGUUAGGAUAUCCAUAUUGCCCAUUUGUGGCACGUCCAUUCAUCAAUUAUAUUCAAAAACGUCGAAUAGAGGCGAAACAAACAGAAAGCAAGAAUAUUUUUGGUAUACGUAUUCAUUGUGGUGAAAAUGUCAUAUUUGCUGACGAUAGUACACAAGCAUAUCGAUUAUUUGUUGCUCAUAUGUAUAUUGCCUUUCGUUGCCUGCGAUUUCUUCAGCACGAACUUAAAUAUGGAAUUCGAAUCGGUCAUGGUAUUGCUUUUGAUCGUAUUCUUGGUAAUAGUAUGAGCAAAUCAGGCUAUCGAAAAUCAUCCGUACUCUUAGCCGAACUUCGAGAACAUGCUUAUCAUUUAAUGAAGACAAUCGCUUUUGAAGUAAAUAUUACUAGUAAUGAAUAUUUAUUAGGGCAAACAUUACGUCAAGGAGAUGAUAGACAGCCACUUCGUCUUGAUGGAUUAUUUGGGAGAACACCUAUUAUUCUUGCGACCGAUGAUGAUGGAGUUUGGCCUAUCGAUCAAUGUCCAUUUACUCAUCCUGGUCAUCAAUCUUUAACCGCUGAAUAUUGCCGAGCGAUUUCAUCUGAUCUAAUAAAAACAGUGGAUCAACUCAAAGGCAUUCUUCAAGAUACGAAGAAUUUCUGUUUUUGGAACAUGGGUGGAAUAAUGUCGAAACCAUCUACCGAAGAUGCUCUUCCUCCUGAUGAUUCUUUGAUCAAUACUGUCAUCAUACAUCCGGAUAUUAUUAGACGUCUACUUAAGCUAUAUGGCGGUAAAACAAUUGCGAUAAAUCCAGGUUUUGAAAGGUUCGCGUGCAAUACACCGUACAAUUAUAGUGUUAAGUGGGCUAACGCAUAUGGUGCAUUGCGUGUAGCAUUUAUUUGCAUCUGUGCUAAUCACGAUAAAAGUGAUCAAAAUGCUGAAAAAAAAAUUAAAAUUCGUGAAGAGUAUCAUACUUUAUUCGGACAAAAUGGCAACGAAUUUAAUGUCAUUUAUGAUUUCUGGAGGCAAGUUCGUUAUGCAUUUAUAUUUUUCAAUGAUGAUAUGAAACUUUCUGCAACAUAUAGCAAUGGCCAUCAUGUUUUACUUGGAGAAAAAGGCGACAAACGUCAUCUAGUUUAUGCUACUCCACAAAACAAUGAUUUAUCACAGUCACAAGAUAAAUCUCUGAUUGGAUUUAUUUCUCAGUAUCGUCUGUUACCAUGCACGAUUCAUGCCUACGGAAAUCAAAUUAACAUUGAAAACACCAUGGAAGUUUUAGAAAAAGUAGUCAAUGAUCCAGAUGGCGAAAAAUCAUAUAAACACAUGACUGUAUACAUCUAUACGAAUACAAAUAAAUACAGGCAUGUACCUGUGGCAUUAAGUAAAAACUUUGAUUUAAAGAUAAAUCCUCAUUGCUCGAAACGUAAUACAGAGAUGAGAAGCUUUUUAUAUGCAUUGUGUCCAAAUGCCAGCGCCGCUACAGCUGCUCUUCAUUUAAUUUCCCAAAUAAUUUCAUCCAAUUCAUCUAGUGAAAAUACUUUUUUGACGUUCGGAGUCACAACUCCUGCAAAUUUCGAAACUCAACAAGCAUCAGGAUACAUUCCUGGACAAUCAUUAUCUGAUGGUUCAACGCCUCAUCAAAUAAACAUUGAUUUUGAUACAAAGCCGAUGAAUCCUAAUGCAGAGAACAACUGA